GUUCGUGCCCUAAUGACACUACAUUUUACGCAUUCAUUGCUGCAUAAAAGUUGAGAAAAAUUGAUAAAAACUAAAAUUUGAGCGGUUUCCUGUUGACUCAGCAGUACAACAAGCGAAAAGAGAAAACUCAGUAAUCACAUUAAUCUGAAAACUUACUCACAGCAAUAUGGAUUUCGGUGACGAUUUUGCAAGCAAAGAGGAAGUUGAUCCAGCAGCAGAAUUUCUGGCACGUGAGCAAUCUGUGCUGGGAGAAUUGGAAGCGGAAAUCACAGGCGGCUCUGCCACGACUGCUCCUGCGCCUGUGACAGCAGCUGAUGAUAUUCUGCUCAGUGGUGGAGGUGCAGAACUGGGGAGCGAGCUAGCGGCAAAUGUUGGGGGCGGUCUUGAAUCAUCGACCGGCAGCUUCGAAGUCAUUGGCGGCGAGUCCAAUGAACCUAUUGGCAUUUCUGGUCCGGAGCCGUCUCGUGAAGAGCCUGAGAAAAUAAAGAAAUGGCGCGAGGAACAGAAGCAGCGACUUGAGCAGAAGGAUAUCGAGGAGGAGCGAAAAAAAGAGGAGCUUCGUCAACAGGCGAAAAAAGAGCUCGAUGACUGGCUGCGCCAGAUUGAAGAGUCCAUUGCUAAGACUAAACUAUCAUCGCGUAAUGCUGAAAAACAGGCUGCUUCGCUGGAAAACGGUGCUAUCGAGCCAGGCACUGAAUGGGAGCGCAUUGCAAAGCUGUGCGAUUUCAAUCCCAAGGUGAACAAAUCGGGCAAAGACGUCUCACGUAUGCGCUCGAUUUACCUGCAUCUCAAGCAGAAUCCAAUACAACUGCAGAAAAACGCCUAAGGCCUGGCAGGCACACCUCUAUUAGUGUUAAUUAAUCGCCUAAAUCAUUUUUGAGUUGAAUAUCAAAUUUAUUAUUGAAAAGUAUUCGCUGUAUAUUCCAAUUGUAUUACAUACAUACUUUAUAUUAUUGCUGAUGCAAAGUUCUAUGCGAACAUUGUUUAUAUAUAAUGACUGCAAUAAAGAAUUAUAAAUGCAACAGCCA
Messenger RNA from Scaptodrosophila lebanonensis, 1028 nucleotides. RefSeq names its product clathrin light chain (gene Clc). The transcript is spliced from 2 exons. The record is from RefSeq and is a predicted model, not a curated record. Bases 167 to 826 code for a protein of 219 amino acids. Gene Ontology annotation, cellular component: plasma membrane; postsynaptic endocytic zone cytoplasmic component; clathrin coat of trans-Golgi network vesicle. Gene Ontology annotation, biological process: intracellular protein transport; clathrin coat assembly; clathrin-dependent endocytosis. Gene Ontology annotation, molecular function: structural molecule activity; clathrin heavy chain binding. Lineage: Eukaryota; Metazoa; Arthropoda; Insecta; Diptera; Drosophilidae.